Messenger RNA from Elephantulus edwardii (Cape elephant shrew), 1887 nucleotides. It is a transcript of the gene ARMCX2, whose product is annotated as armadillo repeat containing, X-linked 2. Gene Ontology annotation, cellular component: mitochondrion. The transcript has a single exon. NCBI's taxonomy places the organism in Eukaryota, Metazoa, Chordata, Mammalia, Macroscelidea, Macroscelididae. Bases 25 to 1887 code for a protein of 620 amino acids. The record is from RefSeq and is a predicted model, not a curated record.
UCAGAAGAUCACAUCAGCUGCACCAUGAGCCGAGUUCGGGAUGCUGGAUAUGUGGCUGCAGGAAUAGUGAUUGGGGCUGGUGCCUGGCUCUGUGUGUACAAAUACUCCAGAGGACGAGACCAGAAGAAGAAAAGACUAGUCAAAGCCAAGCCAAGGGUCAUGGCUGGGACUGGAGCCAGGGCUAGAGCUGGUCCAAGGGCAGGGUUCACAAUCGACCUUGGGCCAGUAUUUGGCCCUCCAAACCCAGCGUUGGCUAGGGAGGAGAGCAGGGCCCAGGAUGAAGUCUUUGCAGUGGAUGCUGAUGGAACCAAGACACUGGUCCCAGCUGCAGCUGGUACUAAGGCUCAGAGUGAAGCCCAAGAGGUUAAUGUGGCCAGGGCUGUGCCUAAGACUGAAUCAGUAAGUACAACUGUAGUGCCUUCUGGAAUGGCACCACCUCUCAGGCAGGCAAAGGCUCAGGGAACUACAGAGGAUUCCCCAAUGGCAGGGGCUCCAAAAUUGUCAGAGGCCCUCAGAGCAGCUGAGACUUCCUUGGCUGUGCAUCCAGGGGCAGCAGAAGCUGUGAGGGCAAUGGAGGUUCCUAUGGUGGUUGCAGCAGUGUCUACAGAGGUAGUGGAGGCUCUUAAAGUGACAGCACUUACUGAAGUGGUGGAGACUCAUAGGGUAGCAGCAUCUACUCAUGCAGCAUCACCUACUCGGACCUUAGAGGUACCUGGGAUUUCUGGGUUCUCUAAAACAACUGCAGUUCCUGUUCCAGCUACAGUUAAGAGAGCCACCCCUGGGGCACAUACUGGGGCUAUCCCUAAGGCUGGGCCAGCAACUGGAGCAGUACCCAAAGGUGGAUCCAAGGGUGGAAACAAGUCCCGUGGUGGAGGCAAAGGCAAGAAAAACAAAAUUGAAAUAGACGAAUUAGGGUUGGGAUUCCGCCCUGGAGAUGGGGCUGCAGUAGCUGCUGCAGCCUCAGCUAAUGGGGGACAGGCUUUCUUGGCAGAAAUCCCUGAUUCUGAGGAAGGGGAAUCUGGAUGGACUGAUACAGAAUCUGACUCAGAUUCUGAGCCUGAGACCCACAAGGGAAGGGGGAAAAGACCUGUUCACAUACAAAAGCGCCCUUUUCCUUAUGAAAUAGAUGAGAUCCUGGGUGCCCGAGACCUCAAGAAAGUCCUCACUUUACUUCAGAAAACUGAUGAUCCUUUCAUCCAACAGGUAGCUCUGCUCACCCUGAGCAACAACGCCAAUUAUUCGUGCAACCAAGACACAAUCCGCAAGUUGGGUGGCCUCCCCAUCAUUGCAAACAUGAUCAACAAAACCGACCCCCACAUUAAGGAAAAAGCCUUAAUGGUCAUGAACAACCUGAGUGAGAAUUAUGAAAAUCAGGGUCGGCUUCAGGUAUAUAUGAAUAAAGUGAUGGAUGACAUCAUGGCCUCUAAUCUGAACUCAGCAGUACAGAUAGUUGGGCUGAAAUUUUUGACCAACAUGACUAUUACUAAUGACUACCAGCAUCUACUUGUCAAUUCCAUUGCAAACUUUUUCAGAUUGUUAUCUCAGGGAGGUGGCAAAAUCAAGGUUGAGAUUUUGAAAAUACUUUCAAAUUUUGCUGAGAAUCCAGAUAUGCUAAAAAAACUACUCAGCACCCAAGUGCCAGCAUCCUUUAGUUCACUCUAUAAUUCUUAUGUGGAGUCAGAAAUUCUUAUUAAUGCCCUUACUCUGUUUGAGAUUAUCUAUGACAAUCUCAGAGCUGAGGUAUUCAACUACAGAGAGUUCAAUAAAGGAUCCCUUUUCUACUUGUGCACUGCAUCUGGAGUGUGUGUUAAGAAAAUUCGAGCCUUAGCAAAUCACCAUGACUUAUUGGUGAAAGUGAAAGUUAUAAAAAUAGUGGACAAAUUCUGA